This is a messenger RNA of Acaulospora colombiana, 433 nucleotides long. The record is from the annotation of a GenBank genome assembly. Lineage: Eukaryota; Fungi; Glomeromycota; Glomeromycetes; Diversisporales; Acaulosporaceae.
GAACGAAGAGCUCGCUCUUACUUUACUGCAGCAGAAAUUAGCCAUAGUCAAGGGAUUCGCGGUUUUAUAUCCCCCAAAGAGAACAAGUCACGUGCACACUGGUUCUAGUAACAACGAAGCUCACACAACUUUCAUUAAAUUUGAUCUAUUCAAAACAAACCAGGAUAUAAGCGUGACAUGUUUGUUUGUUGCAACAAAGAUCGAGGAGACCUAUAAAAAGCUUAAAGACAUACUGAUAGAGGCGUAUAAAGUUCGACAUCCAGAGAUUUCUGAUGUUAACGGUGAUGCACAGCUACAAGACCACGAUUUGCCUAAGAUUUCCGCCACACGCGAUCGCAUCCGCGUCGAUAUUUUUGGCGGCAAAGUUGUUGCACAUGGAGAAUUUUCCGGAGAACAAAGGAAGUCUACCCUGGUUCAGUGUUUUCUUGUGUAG